GCUCUGCUCUUGCUAUGGGACAUCUCAGCAUCUUGCUAGUGCUCAGCCUGCUGGCUACAGCAUGUCUUCUACUGCAGGCGUGUCCCCCAAACUGUCACUGCCAUGGGGGGGACCUUCAGCACGUGAUCUGUGACACUGCAGGACUAAAGAAGGUGCCUAAGGUGUCUGAGCAAACUCGGCUACUGAACCUGAUGAGGAACAGUUUCCCAGUAUUGGCCCCAAACUCCUUCAAGGAAAUAAAAGGUUUGGUGUCUCUGCACUUACAGCACUGCCAAAUCAAGGAGGUAUCUAGUGGAGCAUUCAGGGGCCUUAAGAAGCUAGUCUAUCUCUACCUGUCUAACAAUGAGAUCACCGUGCUGGGAGCAGGUGCUUUUGACGAGCUGACUGAACUCACUUAUCUCUACAUGGACCACAAUAAGAUCCUUGACCUUCCCAAAGGUCUCCUGUCUCCUCUUUUUAACCUCUUCAUCCUCCAGCUCAGUAGCAAUAAGAUUCGGGACCUGAAAGCAGGGAUCUUUGCUGGUGCUAAAGACCUGCGCUGGCUCUAUCUCUCAGACAAUGAGAUCACUUCUCUUCAGCCGGGUUCUCUGGACGAGGUGGAGAACCUAGCUAUCUUUCACUUGGAUGGAAAUCAGCUCAGCUCCUACCCAUUGGCUGCAAUCAGCAAACUACGUGUAGUGGAAAAUCUAAAGUUAUCCCGAAAUCCCAUAAAAGUGAUUCCUGAUUUUGCAUUCCAGUCAUUUGGUCGUUAUAUGGAAUCUCUUGUCAUGGACAAUAUGGGUCUGGAAAAGUUUUCAGAUAAAGCUUUUGUUGGGGUCACUACCCUAAAGACGCUCGACCUUGAGGCAAACAGGCUUAGUAUUCUUCCUGCCAACUUCCCAUACUCCACAUUGCAGACCUUGAAGGUGGCUAACAACCCGUGGCACUGCACUUGCCAACUGGCACCUCUUAGAAGGUGGAUGGACAGCACCCGCUCACGUCCUGAUGCCUUGUGCGCUGGCCCAUCUCAAUACCGCUCACAGCAGCUGCGAGACACUACGGCUUUCCGUUCAUGCAAACAGCCAACAAAGAAACUACGCAAGGGAGAGCGUCAUUAAAAAGGCUUCUAAUGGACAGUCCUGGUGACUGUGACCCUGUUGACCAGAAAACUACUGACCUCUAGGAGCAGCCAGAAGUUCCUCCCACAGUGUCUGGACUCAUCUCACAUUGCAGUCUACCUAUGCCAAGCCCUUGCCACCUGCAUGCAUGAAAUCACGUGACUAACAGCUAUGCCUUGUUGAUCACGUUAAUAGUUUGUGUGUAUGUGAUUGUAUAUGCAUUUCUACACAUGUUCACGUACAUACAUUUUACAUGAUUUCUAUACUGUUAUAAUCCAUUUAUUUAUCAUAUUUAUUCCUGAACACACCAGGCUAAAACGCUCUCUUCACCUUACACAGCUUGAAAUCUUGACCGCAUUUACCCCAGGUAACCUCACGAUUAGCAAAUGAACUUCCACUAACAGUUCCUACUUCCAGAAGUUCACUCUAAACCUCUAUCAACCUCAGUAUAACACCCUACCAUCCUUACAAAAAGUACCUGUUGCUGCACUUCAAACUCCUGUAAUUUCAAACAAAACUGUAUAUUUGUAUUUAGAAAUAUGUAUGUAUAAAGGUGAUUCCUGCAACA
Molecule: messenger RNA, 1665 nt
Organism: Bombina bombina (fire-bellied toad)
Lineage: Eukaryota; Metazoa; Chordata; Amphibia; Anura; Bombinatoridae
Gene: CHAD
Product: chondroadherin
Exons: 4
Coding region: 15-1097 (360 amino acids)
Cellular component (GO): extracellular matrix
Molecular function (GO): protein binding
Source: RefSeq, a predicted model, not a curated record